Messenger RNA from Balearica regulorum gibbericeps (East African grey crowned-crane), 556 nucleotides. RefSeq names its product zygote arrest 1 like (gene ZAR1L). Gene Ontology annotation, cellular component: cytoplasm. Lineage: Eukaryota; Metazoa; Chordata; Aves; Gruiformes; Gruidae. Gene Ontology annotation, biological process: translation. The record is from RefSeq and is a predicted model, not a curated record.
AGCGAGGAGACAGCAGAGGCACCAAGGGAGGAGGCCGCAGCCCCCAGGCAGCGGGCUGCUUUCCAGUUUUUGGAGCAGAAGUAUGGCUAUUUCCACUGUAAAGACUGCAAGACCAGAUGGGAAAGUGCUUAUGUGUGGUGCAUUUCUGGAAGCAACAAGGUAUACUUCAAGCAGCUCUGUCGCAAAUGCCAAAAGGGCUUCAAUCCCUAUCGAGUGGAAGCAAUCCAGUGCCAGACCUGUUCAAAGACUCGUUGUUCCUGCCCUCAGAAGAAAAGACACAUUGAUCUCAAGAGACCUCAUCGCCAAGAACUUUGUGGCCGCUGCAAAGGCAAGAGGCUGUCCUGUGAUAACACCUACAGCUUCAAAUACAUUGUCUGAUCUCUGUGCCCUCUGUUUUGUGCUUUGUACUUUGUCAGUCUCUUGCAAUGUUUUGACUUUAGGCUUUUGACCUGGCAUUGGAUAAUGGAUAAAGACUUUUGUAUUAUUUAUAAAGUAUUUAAUGUCCUUGUAUAUAUGCUGUGAAUAAAAUUCUAUAAAAGUCUGCACUAGUUUGUUA